CCCUUAGUCCCAAAUCCAUACACCCUUUUAUCGCAGAUCCCUGCCUCGGGCUCCCACUUCUCAGUCCUAGAUCUCAAGGAUGCAUUUUCUCUAUCCCUCUGGACCCCUCCUCCCAAGAUUUUUUCACCUUCACCUGGAUGGACCCAUACACAAGACAUUCUGAACAACUCACUUGGACAGUUUUGCCACAAGGUUUCCGAGAUAGUCCCCAUAUUUUUGGACAGGUCCUAGCUCAGGACCUCAAACAGUUUCAUCAUGAUCACUCCGAGUCCACCUUAUUACAAUACGUGGACAAUCUUCUACUCUGCAGUCCCUCGUGGGAACAGUCUCAACUUGACACUGCCUCCCUACUUAACCUUCUAGCUUCCAGAGGUUUCCGGGUAUCCCCCGUCAAGGCUCAAAUCUCUUCCCCUUCUGUCACUUACCUCGGAUUCCUUCUAUCUCAACAAAGAAAGUCCAUUACCUUGGACAGAAAACGACUCCUCUCUGACAUGCCCAUUCCCAAAACCAAGACAGAAAUCCUUUCCUUUCUAGGCCUGGCUGGGUAUUUUAGAGCGUGGAUCCCUAACUUCUCCCUGUUGGCAAGACCCCUAUAUGACCUCAGCAAGGGCCCCCCUGAAGAACCAUUACCCUCCUCACCCCGACACUCCUUCAUUAAGCUCUGUCAAGCCCUUGUGGAAGCCCCAGCUCUCCAUCUUCCUGAUUUGUCGAAGCCCUUCUCAUUAUACAUUCAUGAGAGGUCCAGUCAAGCUCUAGGAGUCCUAGGCCAAUAUUAUGGCCCAUCCUUUGCCCCAGUAGCUUAUCUUUCCAAGCAAUUAGACCCCACAGUUCGGGGACGGGUCCCCUGCCUACGGGCAUUAGCCGCUGGACAGCUCUUGCAGAAGGAAGCUCAUAAACUGACAUUCGGGGCGCCCCUUACCAUUCUGUCCACACAUCACCUAAAAGACCUCUUAACCUACAAAAGUUUACAGACUCUCCCUCCCUCCAGACUCCUGACCUUACUGUCCUCUUUCCUCCAAAAUCCAGACAUUUCUUUCCUCCCCUGCCCGCCCCUAAAUCUGGCCACUCUUCUUCCUCUACCCUACUCUCCUUAUACUCCCUCGCAUGAUUGCCUGGAAGCCCUUCACAACUUCCUUCUGUGCCACUCCACGAUCUCCAAAGGAGCCCUCUCACACUCCAACCUCAUCUGGUUUACUGAUGGGUCCUCCUUUAAACAUGAGGGCACCCACUAUGCAGGAUACGCAGUAGUCUCCCUCAAAGACAUCAUCGAAGCACAAGCCCUACCCCCCGGUACAACCAAUCAACAGGCCAAACUCAUUGCGGCCACCAGAGCUUGUACUCUAGCCCAGGACACGUCUCUCACACUGUACACUGAUUCCAAAUAUGUAUUCCACAUUCUCUUGUCCCAUGCAGCAGUAUGGAAAGAAUGAGGCCUCCUCACCACAAAAGGAAAUUCCAUCACUAAUUCAGCCUUAAUUACCAAACUUAUAGAGGCUUCACAACUCCCACACCGACUGGGCAUAGUCCACUGCA
This is a messenger RNA of Manis pentadactyla (Chinese pangolin), 1533 nucleotides long. RefSeq lists its product as uncharacterized. The coding region runs from base 138 to 1430 and encodes 430 amino acids. The transcript has a single exon. The record is from RefSeq and is a predicted model, not a curated record. Gene Ontology annotation, molecular function: nucleic acid binding; RNA-DNA hybrid ribonuclease activity. NCBI's taxonomy places the organism in Eukaryota, Metazoa, Chordata, Mammalia, Pholidota, Manidae.